AUGUGUAUAUUAGAUCGUUACAGUCACAAGAUGACUUCAUUAUAUGCUAAAAGAAUGACACUACUCGCUGGACGUAUAUUCAAAGAUGUCGGUAAACCAAUUGACAAUAAAUCAAUGAAAGUUGUCAAGAUAAUGAGUGAACUGCCACGUCCAAUGAUGCUCAAAGAUUAUUAUCCAAAUUUAGAAGAGUAUAGCAGUAUCCUAUGGAAAUUACGUCAUGUCGGUUUGUAUAGAGAUGAACAUGCUGAUUUUCGUGAAGAGAUGGCACGUUUGCGUGAAUUACGUGGUAAAGGCAAGAAAAAGAAAGGUGAAGCGGAGAAGCAAACGAGCAAGUGA
Trichobilharzia szidati is the source of this 336-nucleotide messenger RNA. The record is from the annotation of a GenBank genome assembly. Lineage: Eukaryota; Metazoa; Platyhelminthes; Trematoda; Strigeidida; Schistosomatidae.